AGUACGUUUGCAAGCGUCAUUUGUGUUAUUAUCGUUAAAAAAAAUUUAUUAAUUCAAUUAUAUCAAAAAUUUAAACAAAUUAAUUGAAGUGUUUUAACGAAAGUAAAAUAGUGAAAACAAAAAAUAAAUCUUUGUGAACAUGUAAAUAUGGUUCAUUUAGUUCGAGAGGAAAAGAUUUUAAUCAAUAAAAUGUCGCAAACGCCGCUGAAGUCGUUUAAUAUUAGUUCCAUUUUACCUGAAACCGUUUUGGACGAUGAAAAUCAUCAUGUUGAAGAAGUUUCGGAUGCCGAAUCGGACGAAUUGGAUGUAACAGGAACUCCACCACCUUUAGAUUGUACAAAGAAAGACGAUGAUAACGAUAAAGAUGAGAAAAAUGAAAAGAAAAAUGAUAAACCACCUUAUAGUUAUAACGCGUUGAUUAUGAUGGCGAUUAGAAAUAGUCCUGAAAAACGGUUAACGUUAAACGGUAUUUACGAAUACAUCAUGAAAAAUUUUCCUUAUUAUCGUGACAAUAAACAAGGUUGGCAAAAUUCGAUUCGACAUAAUCUAAGUUUAAAUAAAUGUUUCGUAAAAGUUCCUCGGCAUUAUGAUGAUCCGGGAAAAGGUAAUUAUUGGAUGUUAGAUCCGUCAGCGGAAGAUGUUUUUAUUGGUGGAACAACCGGAAAAUUGCGUCGAAGAUCAACAGCAGCUUCCAGAUCGAGAUUAGCCGCUUUUAAACGUUCGAUGAUUCUUGGAAGUUAUCCGAUGGUACCUUUCCCUGGAAGCACAAGUUAUAACCCGUCGCUAAUUGGAAUGUACUCAAACCCGGCUUUAUUAGCUUCGAUGUAUCAAAGGUAUCCGUGUUUACCAAUGAUUCCAAAACCAACUCCGAUUGCACCUCAUCAUUCAUUCGGAAUGGAAAGAUUGUUACAACCGAGUGAAGGAAUUUUAAGACCACCUCCGGGUUUUGAUUUUUACGCGGGAGGAUUGAGAUUUCCGCCGGGUUUAAUGAUGGGACAAAAUUUAGUGCAGAAUUUAAGCGUGGCGCCCGCGUGUUCUACAUCACCAGAAACGACGACAAGCAGAAGUGGCGAAGGACUUUUGAAACCGGUAACAGUUCUAACAAAUAGACAGAGUUAGAAAGAAAAUUUUGUUUCAUGAUUAAAAGUAGUUUUUUGUAAAUAUUGUAAAUACC
Molecule: messenger RNA, 1174 nt
Organism: Onthophagus taurus
Lineage: Eukaryota; Metazoa; Arthropoda; Insecta; Coleoptera; Scarabaeidae
Product: fork head domain transcription factor slp2-like
Biological process (GO): regulation of transcription by RNA polymerase II
Cellular component (GO): nucleus
Molecular function (GO): DNA-binding transcription factor activity; sequence-specific double-stranded DNA binding
Source: RefSeq, a predicted model, not a curated record